AUGAGACCAGUUACAGAACUACCUCCAGUUAAGCAUCAAGCAGCUAAAGAGACAAUAGGCAUAGUUAAAAAGGGCUUCUAUAUCAACAGUGUCGGACAAAAAAUCGAUGUUUCAGAUCAAAUCAAGUUUUCGAUUGAAAAUUCAAAACUUUACAAUUUAUCAUACAAAUUCAGCCUUGAAAAUGCGAAAACAAGCGAAAAUACAGUCAUUGAUGUUAUAGAUUCUUUGACCCUCGAAGCAUCAAAGGAACUCGUUGACAAAGGAAUCAAAACUUGUGCAUUAAAUUUCGCAUCAGCUCGAAACCCAGGAGGCGGCUUUGCUGGACCUAAUGAAGCUCAAGAAGAGAACUUAUGUCGCAGCUCAGCUUUGUAUUGGUCUCAAAUCAAACAUCCAGAAAUGUAUGAAUACAAUAGACAGAGCAAGUCGUUAUCAUAUAGUGAUUAUAUGAUAUUUACUCCUGAUUGUCCAGUUUGGCGCCAAUCUGACUAUACUUUACUUGAAAAUUCCUAUAAUUUAUCUUUCAUUACUGCUCCUGCAUGCAAUCUUACUAAAGGUGCUGAAGCUGAAACUCAUACAGCAAUGCUCAACAGAAUAAGGAAGAUUGUAAUGGUCGCAAUCGAAAAUAAUAUGAAAGGAUUAGUUUUAGGAGCAUUCGGAUGUGGAGUUUUCAAGAACAAUCCAGCAGAUGUUGCUAAUUACUUUAAGACAGUUCUUAUUGAUGAAGGAUUAGGAAAAUACUUUGAUUAUAUAGUUUUCCCAAUCAAAGAUGGUCGAAAAGCAGGACCAUUUAAGAGGGCUUUUAACAUACACUAA
Molecule: messenger RNA, 813 nt
Organism: Trichomonas vaginalis G3
Lineage: Eukaryota; Parabasalia; Trichomonadida; Trichomonadidae
Exons: 1
Coding region: 1-813 (270 amino acids)
Source: RefSeq, a predicted model, not a curated record